GAUUUAUGACUCUUCGAAAAUUCGAAGUGGGAACUCUCUUAGGGAAUAUGAGAAGUUGCGUUACAAUCAAAUCAGAAAACGCAUUUCUGCACAGCUGUAAUUUUCCCACAACGAGUAAGAUUCAAUUUCACCCAAGCUACACAUGUUGCAGAUAAUUAACAACCAUGGACACUAAUUUUACAUCUUGUCGGACAGACUUCCUGGCUGUUGCUGCUGCUGCUGCUUGUAGUAUUACAUUUUAAGCUUUACAUACAACGAUUCGGCAGACUUUGAUGCAUCAGUUGCACUGAUGACCUAUAGGCGAUAUUUUCUAUAAGAGCUUGUUAGCAAAAAAAAUUACACCUACAGACGGCGCGUCGAUCUACACACCCUUGCAGGCAGGUGCGUAGAAACGUAACUCCAAGCGUGACCAUUGAUGCAGAACGUAUCGCCGAUAAAAACGGCGCCAACCUUAGAUCAAGCCUUUACUCAUCGUUUGGUCUACGCGUGGUGAAGAUGUUGCCUUCGACAGUGCAGCACGUGCUUCUCGUCGUUAUAUCGGUUGCAACUGCUGCGGCGCCGGUGUUCGCUAAUAAUGUGUCUUCUGCGAUCGUUAGUGAAUUCCCCGAAUACGCCAAAUAUCCUCCAAAGCCGCUCGUUUGCAUCGCAGACGGUUGCCUGAUUGGGACCGACAAGAAUGGGCUCGAGAGUUCCCAGUUUGAAGCGUUCUUCGGGAUUCCGUUCGCUAGGCCUCCGGUGGGAAAACUGAGGUUCAAAAAUCCAGUACCAGUGGAACCAUGGAGCGGAAACUACGAUGCAACGUAUGAGAGAAGCAAGUGCAUCCAGAAGAACGACGCUCGGCCACACUCCUUAGUGGAAGGAAGUGAAGACUGUUUGUAUCUGAAUUUGUACAGACCAAAGUACAUCACCGACCCACUGCCAGUUAUCUUCUACAUCCAUGGGGGCAGCUACGCAUCCGGAUCGGCUUCCUUCGCCGAAUUCGGUCCUGAGCGGCUCAUGGACACCGGUAAAGUAAUUGUUGUGGUUAUCCAGUAUCGAUUGGGAGUAUUUGGAUUCCUGUCCACCGAUGACAGCUGUUCGCCCGGUAAUUACGGACUCAAGGAUCAAAGUAUGGCACUGCGUUGGGUUCAGAACAACAUUCAGAGCUUUGGAGGUGACCCGAAGCGGGUUCUUUUGGUAGGUCAAAGUGCUGGGGGUGCGGCUGUCCAGAUGCACAUGAUGUCCCCAAUGAGUCGGGGAACGUUUUCGAAAGCGGUUAGCAUGAGCGGUUCGGCGCUUGCCUAUUGGAAUUACAAUAUUGACCAAGCGAGAGUAGCCAGGCGACAGGCUGCUGUUCUUGGAAUUCCCAAUGCAUAUAAGAUAUCUACGGAUAAGUUAGUUGAGGAACUCCGCUGCAUUGAUGCCUAUGAGUUGGGUAAGAGCAUCGAUCGCCUUAAAUACUUCUACGUUCACCCAACGGGUUUGUAUCAACCGGUCGCUGAGCAGUACGUUACGAAGGAGACAUUCCUAUCGGAAGAACCGAGGGCACUUUGGGCAGCUGGCAAAUAUGAACAAAUUCCUUGGGUCACCGGGUUCUUACCGAAUGACGGAGCUGCAGAUUCAUUGGGCAUCAUUACGAACGUAACCUUAUUGGAACAGCUGAAUGAAAAGUCACGGAGAUUUAUACCACGACUCGCCGGUGGUGAUGCACACAAUAAGAGUACGCAGAUGCUGAAGGAACGCUAUUUUAGAGAUGGGACUGAUGACCGAUGGUUGACAAGAGAUAAUUAUCUGAACCUUCAAACUCUUCUAACAGAAUCGACCAUCACAUAUAGUAUCGCGAUGAGUGUGAAACAGCACCAGGCCCUGAAGUCCUCCAAGAAAGCGCCGAUUAGCGUUUACUACUUCAACUUCCGGGGACGAUAUUCUCAGUCGUACGCCUACACUUACACGGGAACGGACUUUGGCGUUUGCCAUUCCGAUGAACUGUUGUAUCUCUUCCGCAAUAGUGCUCUGGUUCCGGACUACCCAGCGGGAUCGCCGGAACUGAUUAUGGCCAAGGGUUUGGUGGACUACUUUGUGAAACUGGCUUAUGACGGGAUAUCCGGGCCCUACUGUAGGCAGAAUGAUUGCCAGUUGCUGGAGUUCACCAAUUCGGACAACCCGAAGGCACCAGUUGAGUUGAAUCUUGUCAACGGGUUCGACGAGGAUAUGGUCAAAUUCUGGAGAGAGUAUUAUCGAUUGCAAGGAAUUUGAAUGAGGGAGAGGUGUUUUGUUAAUGUUAAUAAAAUAAUAAUAAAAGACUGUAGGUAAAUUUAUUACAUGAACCGAUAUUUUUUUAUUA
Molecule: messenger RNA, 2323 nt
Organism: Aedes aegypti (yellow fever mosquito)
Lineage: Eukaryota; Metazoa; Arthropoda; Insecta; Diptera; Culicidae
Product: venom carboxylesterase-6
Exons: 5
Coding region: 496-2235 (579 amino acids)
Molecular function (GO): hydrolase activity
Source: RefSeq, a predicted model, not a curated record